AUGGGAUUAAUUCAUCUAUCCGACAAAGUGCAGGCCACUUCAAUUCGGGACCUGCCGUCCUCUAAACUCCCGCCUUAUCAUAUCACCGGACCAAGCCUCGACGCGACCUUGGUUCGGGCCCAUUCUUUCACCGUCCAUGGUAUUCCCUUGCAAUCCAGUCCUGAUUCUCGAGCUGUCCUAUGCCGCUUUGCACGAUUCGUCGGCGAUGUUGUCGGCUCAGACCAUAUCGCGUUCAUUGCAGAUGCACCAGAGACUGGGCAUACAUUGGUCCAGGCUGUUAUUCCAGUUCAAGCGGCGACGGGUGUGACACCCGAACCAAAGUUGGACUUUUUCACUGGCGUGACCCAUGUCGAUGAAAUUGACUUCAAACUUCUUAUUACGGCAUACAGCGGAUCGCGUACAACAAAUGGGGUCGCAGCCUCGGCACAAAAGGGACCUUUUGUUCUUUCGGUGGUAUACACCCAAGAGGACAGGGCCGAUAUUACUCUCCAGCUACGCGGGGACUACGGCGGAUGGAUUGCUGCGAAACACCUCGUCAAAUUGGCUGUCGCAUAUUUGACCUCUGGAUUGUCCGACAUUAUCGCUACUGGGGCAGGGCUGGACCCGUCCCGCGUGAAUUUCGAGUCCUUCCUGCAAGUCACACCACAGAUUCAACACAAGAAGCUAGACGUCAAUGGCUUCAAGACCAAUGGACACAUCAACUCUCGCCUGCUUCAUUCUGCGUUUGAAGACAAUGUUCGACGACACCCCCACAAUGUCGCCAUCGAGUAUUUGUGUCGAGCACCUGCUACAUCCGAGCGAUCACGACAGCAUGCAUAUGACCGACGCGAUCUCACCUAUGCUGAGGUCGAUAGUCGAGCCAAAAAUCUCGCUUCUGAGCUUGGACUUCUGCUACAGGUUCUAGGGAGUCAGUGGCGUCCAGCCUUGGGCGACCAGUACGCUUUUCCCCUCUUCAUUUCACCAAGCCCGGAGCUUUUCCUUUCCAUGUUGGCAGUUCUCAAGUCUGGCCAUGCAUUCUGUUCCUUACCAGCCGAUGCGCCACCAGAGCGACUACGGACUAUCGUCGAGGAUCUUGGCUCCCCGAUUGUCUUAGGAGUCGGCCCUGUGCCCUGGAACGGUGCUGCUGGAUCUCAAUCCGAGCGUGAGCAGCUUACUGAGGGGGUUAUGUGGGUCGAUAUCACCAACCCCUCCAGCUGGCGAAUGGAUUGCAUUAUCCCGGACACUGUGGGCGCCUCACCCAGUGGCCUUCGUAUUCCAUCCGAAGAUGAUCUUUGCUACCUCUUCUACACGAGUGGUUCGACCGGGAAGCCUAAAGGUGUGCUCGGAAGUCAUCGCUCAGCCUUGGCCUGUGUGGAAGCAACACUCGAAGGACCACUCUCGCAUCUUCCUGCUGGGCCACGGGUGCGCUGGCUUAACCUAAGUGCACCCUCCUUUGACCCCGUCAUCAUCGACACUUUUGUCCCACUAUCUCUUGGUGGAGUUCUCUGUACCGCUGAGCGUGACCUACUUCUCACAGACGUCGAAUUGUGUGCACGCGAACUCCGCGCCACUGCCUCAUACGCCGUCGCCAGUCUCGCACUUCUCAUGCGGCCGGAGCGCAUGCCCGCGUUGAAGACACUGAUCGUGGGCGGAGAGUCUGUGAAUGGUCGAGUGAUAGAAAAGUUUGCACGUGUGGAAGGGGAUCCGGAUGAUGAUAGGCACCUCAUCAAUGCCUACGGUCCCACAGAGACCACCAUCUUCUGUACAGCGGAAGCCUGUGUCCAGGGCACGCGCAGCUCUGUCAUUGGCGAUGCGUUGACUUCUGCAUUCUUUCUCCUGGCGGACCCGGAUGCCCUUGAUGCAGGAGAACUAAGAGAAACCCCCCUUGGGCUCGCGGGCGAGCUUAUCGUCGGCGGGCCGCAAGUUGCUCUCGGGUAUCUCAACCGUCCAGACGCGACAGCAAAGGCAUUUAUUCCUGUCAAUGCGAUGGGUCUUCCCUCUGGCACAACGCUCUAUCGCACCGGCGACAAGACUCGUGUUGUCUGGUCUUCUGAUGGAAAGCGCAAGAUUGACUUCCUCGGUCGCUUUGGUACAGACCAGGUCAAACUAAACGGACGUCGUGUGGAGCUGACUGAGAUCGAGAAUGUUCUUACAAGCGCGCAAGGUGUGGCCUCUGUCGCUGUUGUGGUGGCCAAUCCCAAGGAAGGUGUGCGUGCUCAGCUGGUAGCAUUUUUGACAGUCUGGGCCGACGAAGAUCGUCAAGGUGUCGCCAACAAAUGUCGCGCUGAAGCAGAGAGACUCCUACCUGAAUGGAUGUGCCCUGGAAGCUAUACUGUUCUGGAUCAGCUGCCGUACACCCCGAGCGGCAAAGUGGACAGAAAAGUGCUGCUAAAGCUCGCUGCCGGUGAGACUUUGAGCGACUCGGUCGUGACGAAUGGAGCCUCUGCUAGCGCCGAGAAAGCGGUAGAGAAGAAGCAAGACAUUGAGUCACGCGAAAUGGAUUCAGCUUCAAUUGUCUACCGAGGUCUAUUCGCUGCUAUCGGUGAUAAGGUUGCGGGCGCAGAAUCCACCACGCCUCUUGUGGGUCUUGGCCUAGACAGCCUACGGACUAUGUUGUUCCUCCAAAGCAUGCGGGAUGACGAGAUUGAGGGUUUGGCUUUACACCAGAUCCUUUCAUCCGUAACCAUUGACGACCUGGUCAAUCUAGUCGAAUCUAAAAACCCAGCGUCCAAGUUGACGGCUGGUCAACAGAUGGAUGUGGACACACAGGAAAGAAAUGGCCAUGUGGUAUCUAUUGAUCAAUCUAUCCUGUCAAAAACAGGUGUGGAAGAAGAUGAAGUGGAUGUUUCUGUUAUCGCUGCCGAUGACGAGGAAGGAAUUUUUGAACUAUCUGUCCCCGAAAAACUCCGUCACUUCUCUCACCACUGCCUGCCUCAGUGUACCUCUGCUCUCAAUCUCGCUCCAAUCGAUGUUGAGCAAGUACUUCCCGCUACAAAUACGCAGACUCGCAUUCUCUAUUACUCCACGCGCCACGAAUUUGUGGACCCUACUCGCUACUCUGGUCGACCGCAGCUCGAGCACUUUCUUUACGAAAUGCCUCUCGACAAGCUUGAACCGACCCGCAUGAAGCAUGCUGUCGAUGUUGUUCUCAGAAGACAUGAUUGCUUCCGUUCAGUCUUCUGUAACAUCAAGCAUCCAUUAUCUCCCUUUGCCAUCUGCAUCUUGAACAAAGAUUCGGAGCGUGCAAUCAUUCCCACAGUCGAGAUUGUCUGCAAAUCUGACCCUAAUCAUACCAGUCUCUGGCAACACACGCUUGUUUCAGCGCAGCGAGCUGCUGAAGGCGCCAUGACGCCGGACCGGCCAGGUGUCACCGUGACUUGGGUCAGCGCCCCUGACGGCUCUCGCCACGUCAUGAUUCUCUCGCUCUAUCACCCCAUCUUUGACGGCGUCAGCCUAGGCCACCUCCGCGAAGAGAUUGCCGCUGAAUACGCUCAUCUCAGCAGACCAGCUGGUAUCAGAAACCUGACAGACAGGGGCAGAAAGCUCCCACUCUUGCCCAUGCGCAAUACCGUGGAGCUUCUCUUCGAGAGCACUGACUGGGUGGAGAGCAUGUUCUACUGGAUGAAGCGUUUUGCCGGCGUGUCAUCCUUCCGUUUCGGACCUAGUCAGCCCGCUUCACAAGCCGUAAUGCUACCCACUGAGGUCGGAUUAGUCGAGACACACAUGCGCACUGCCGCCCUUCGCAGUAGUCUCUCCAUGGACGAUCUCUCCAACAAUGCGCUAUCACAGCUCGGCACAAGCAUGGCUUCCGUCGUACAGGCCGCAUGGGCUAGCGUGCUGGCUCAGACCCGCGGUGCCAAUGAGGGCAAGCUGGACGUGCAGUUCGGUAGCAUCUUGCACGGCCGAAACACACCCGACAUGUGGCGCUGCAUGGCCCCCUUACUGACGACGGUGCCGAUGCAUGUGGCCCUCCAGAAGGACGGACAGAAGAACCCAACCAACCGUGAAAUCUGCCGUUUGCUCGCUGCUCAACAUGCCGAAGUCGCACCCUUCAUUGACGUUCCUUGCCCAACGGAAGAUACUUUCGAGAUGGGGGCCGACCGAUUCGAUACUGCCCUGAACCUUCAGGCAUACCGGAGCGAGACUGCGCCUUCCUCAGACGUGGCCGGUCCCAAGGCUCCACGAGACCUGCCUGGCUGGAGCACCGAGCAGAACCUCCUAUCUCCUUACAAGGAAGUUGACAUCGGAUUCCCAAUCAUGAUGGAGGUGUGGCCGGCAUUUGGACCCGAGGGUCCAGACUGGAGUGAAAAGAUGACACUGAAAUGUGUGUAUAAUGUGCGGAAGCCUGGUUAUGAGUUCUUGAAUGAAAAGUGGAUUGCUGGCAUUGUGGGUGCCUUUGAAGACUCGCUGGUGAGGCUUCUGAGGGAGCCGGAAGCCGAGUAUUAUGUCGGUUGA
Messenger RNA from Penicillium pulvis, 4434 nucleotides. RefSeq names its product NRPS-like enzyme. Gene Ontology annotation, molecular function: phosphopantetheine binding; catalytic activity. Gene Ontology annotation, biological process: amino acid activation for nonribosomal peptide biosynthetic process; secondary metabolite biosynthetic process. Gene Ontology annotation, cellular component: cytoplasm. Bases 1 to 4434 code for a protein of 1477 amino acids. The record is from RefSeq and is a predicted model, not a curated record. Lineage: Eukaryota; Fungi; Ascomycota; Eurotiomycetes; Eurotiales; Aspergillaceae. The transcript has a single exon.